CCCCCUGUCCCGCAGUCCGAGCCCGGCCGCGGUUCCUGGCUGUGUGUCGGUGCCAGGCCGGACUCAUGGCUUCGCAGCUGAGGUUCGACGGCCGGGUGGUGCUGGUCACCGGCGCCGGGGGAGGACUGGGCCGAGCCUAUGCCCUGGCUUUUGCAGAAAGAGGAGCAUCAGUUGUUGUGAAUGAUUUAGGCGGAGACUUCAAGGGAGUUGGUAAAGGCUCUGAAGCUGCUGACAGAGUUGUUGAAGAAAUAAGGAGGAGAGGUGGAAAAGCAGUGGCCAACUAUGAUUCCGUGGAGGAAGGGGAGAAGCUUGUGAAGGCAGCCCUGGAUGCUUUUGGAAAAAUAGAUGUUGUGGUCAACAAUGCUGGAAUUCUGAGAGACCGUUCCUUUGCUAGGAUAAGUGAUGAAGACUGGGAUAUAAUCCAUCGAGUUCAUCUGCGUGGCUCCUUCCAGGUGACUCGGGCCGCGUGGGACCACAUGAGGAAGCAGCGCUAUGGAAGGAUCAUUAUGACUUCAUCCGCCUCAGGAAUUUACGGCAACUUUGGCCAGGCAAAUUACAGUGCUGCAAAGCUGGGCAUCCUGGGCCUGGCAAAUACACUUUCCAUCGAAGGCAGGAAGAACAACAUUCACUGUAACACGAUCGCCCCGAACGCCGGAUCGCGGAUGACCCAGACGGUCAUGCCUGAAGAUCUUGUUGAAGCCCUGAAGCCUGAGUAUGUGGCUCCCCUGGUCCUUUGGCUUUGCCAUGAGAGCUGUGAGGAGAACGGCAGCUUGUUUGAGGUUGGAGCAGGAUGGAUUGGAAAACUUCGCUGGGAGCGCAGCCUGGGAGCCAUUGUGAGGAAGAGGAAUCAGCUGAUGACGCCGGAGGCAGUGAAGGCCAACUGGAAGAAGAUCUGUGACUUUGAUAAUGCCAGCAAGCCUCAGAGCAUCCAAGAUUCCACUGGCAGUAUACUUGAAGUUCUGAGUAAAGUAGAUUCAGAAGGAGGGGUGGCAGCAAAUCGUACGAGUCGCACAGCCUCUGCAGCCACAGCAGGAUUUGCUGGAGCUAUUGGCUAUAAGCUAUCUUCAUUUUCUUCUACUUACACACAACUGGAAACUAUUAUGUACGCCCUUGGAGUGGGAGCUUCAGUCAAGGAUCCAAAAGAUUUGAAAUUUGUUUAUGAAGGAAGUUCUGAUUUCUCCUGUUUGCCUACCUUUGGAGUUAUCAUAGCUCAGAAGUCGAUGAUGAAUGGAGGAUUAGCAGAGAUCCCUGGGCUCUCAAUCAACUUUGCAAAGGUUCUUCAUGGGGAGCAAUACUUGGAGCUAUAUAAGCCACUUCCAACAUCAGGAACCUUAAGAUGUGAAGCAGUUGUUGCUGAUGUCCUAGAUAAAGGAUCUGGUGUCGUCAUCCUUAUGGAUGUCUAUUCUUACUCUGGAAAGGAACUUAUUUGCUAUAAUCAGUUCUCUAUCUUCCUUGUUGGCUCUGGAGGCUUUGGGGGGAAACGGACAUCAGACAAAGUCAAGGAAGCUGUAGCCUUACCUAAUAGGCCUCCUGAUAAUGUACUUACAGAUACCACCUCACUUAAUCAGGCUGCUUUGUACCGCCUCAGUGGAGACUGGAACCCCUUACACAUUGAUCCUAACUUUGCUAACCUCGCAGGCUUCGACAAGCCCAUUCUGCAUGGGUUAUGUACCUUCGGAUUUUCUGCCCGGCACGUUCUACGGCAGUUUUCUGAUAAUGAUGUUUCCAGAUUCAAGGCAAUUAAGGCUCGUUUUGCAAAACCAGUGUACCCAGGACAAACUCUGCAAACUGAGAUGUGGAAAGAAGGAGACAGAAUCCAUUUUCAGACCAAGGUCCAAGAAACUGGUGAUGUUGUUAUUUCAAAUGCGUAUGUUGACCUUGUGCCAGCAUCGGCUACCUUAGCCAAGACGCCCUCUGUGGGUGGGGAGCUUCAGAGCGCCCUUGUGUUUGAGGAGAUAGGCCGUCGCCUGAAGGAUGUGGGGCGUGAGGUGGUCAAGAAAGUCAAUGCUGUGUUUGAGUGGCAUAUCACGAAAGGUGGAGCUACUGCAGCCCAGUGGACUAUUGACUUGAAGAGCGGCUCUGGAAAAGUGUACCAAGGCCCUGCCAAAGGCUCCGCGGAUACCACCAUCAUCAUCUCUGACGAGGACUUCAUGGAAGUGGUCCUGGGCAAGCUGGACCCUCAGAAGGCGUUCUUCAGUGGCAGACUGAAGGCCAGAGGGAACAUCAUGCUGAGCCAGAAGCUCGAGAUGAUUCUCAAAGACUACGCCAAGCUCUGAAGGGCUUGCUGCACUACCACCGAAACAGAAUAAGUCAACACUGUCUUCACCCAACAUGCUUGAUUGUGCUGCAGAAAUAAUCAAAACCGAGAUACAGGGAAAUUGCUUAACAUUUUCAGAGUCCAGGUAACUUUUCAGAUUUUCAUUUUUUACUAAUUGUUCACAUAUCAUUAUUUUUGCAAGGAACUGUAAGCUGGCUCGUAAGACCCCUCUGUUCUUAGAUCUUUAUCUUCAUUUAGAGAUUAUACCCUAAUCCAGUUUCCUUCUAAUAUCUGCUGGCAUUUAUAAAUUACAAGGAGAAUUAAAUGAAUAAAAACCACUUUGAUACCUUUCA
This is a messenger RNA of Lepus europaeus (European hare), 2610 nucleotides long. It is a transcript of the gene HSD17B4, whose product is annotated as hydroxysteroid 17-beta dehydrogenase 4. The coding region runs from base 66 to 2276 and encodes 736 amino acids. The transcript has 24 exons. Lineage: Eukaryota; Metazoa; Chordata; Mammalia; Lagomorpha; Leporidae. Gene Ontology annotation, molecular function: oxidoreductase activity. The record is from RefSeq and is a predicted model, not a curated record.